AUGGCUUUGUCCGAUGAUCUUCCUCCCGAACUCACGAAAGAUGUCAAGAGAAGAAGCAAAAAAAGAAGAAGCGUGAGAAGUAAAGACGUAGAAGUACUUCUCAGCGUCGCUACAAGAGCCGCUCAUAUCGCAAGAGACAAAGGAUACUACACCGUCUCUCCCGAAGCAAUACGGUGCGUUGAAGUUCUGAGAAUGAUAAGAAGCAUGCCUCUCACUCCUCGUCUCAUCACCAAAACUAAUGCCUUGCGCUCUCUUCAAUUCCUCGCCACCAAUGGUAACCCUAAAAUCAGGUCUGAGUCUAAAUCCCUUCUUUAUCACUUGAACAAGGGUGUUCUUGCAAGUAGAUGA
Brassica rapa (field mustard) is the source of this 348-nucleotide messenger RNA. RefSeq lists its product as uncharacterized. The record is from RefSeq and is a predicted model, not a curated record. NCBI's taxonomy places the organism in Eukaryota, Viridiplantae, Streptophyta, Magnoliopsida, Brassicales, Brassicaceae.